CUUCAUUGCAUACUAAGAGGGUGUCCUGAUAUGUAUUUAUUUAGUGCCAAUUUACUUGUGUUCAACUCCUCAGUGGUAUAAUUAAAUUGAUAAUGCAUUUUAUCGGUUAACAACAACGCAUUUUUUAUAUUCUGAUAAUAAUAAACACGGAAUGACACACGCGUGUUGGGUGUCAUUUAGUCCUCCACAGCAGUUGGCGCUGCAACUAAUAAACUGCCAUCGAAUUCUCUAACAUUUUGUGCGCGUGCGUCUUGUUUUCAUCGUGGAAGCGGGAGACAACGUUGCUAGCUUGCCAGAAAUUCUGAGUUGUUCAUUAUUUCGUUGAUUUUUAUUUGUAAAACAUUUCAAAUGGAUAUAGAGGGUGGUACAUAUGAACCCGGAUUCGUUGGGAUUCGAUUUUGUCAAGAAUGCAACAACAUGUUGUAUCCCAAAGAAGACAAGGAGAAUCGAAUCCUGCUCUAUGCAUGCAGGAACUGUGACUAUCAACAAGAAGCAGACAACAGCUGCAUCUAUGUCAACAAGAUCACCCAUGAAGUUGAUGAGCUGACGCAGAUAAUUGCAGAUGUGUCUCAGGAUCCAACGCUACCCCGGACAGAGGAUCACCCCUGCCCAAAGUGCGGUCACAAGGAGGCAGUGUUUUUCCAGUCCCACAGUAUGAAGGCUGAGGAUGCCAUGAGGCUGUACUAUGUCUGCACGGCCCCUCACUGUGGACACCGCUGGACGGAGUGAAGAAGAGGUCAGAUGUAUGCAUCCACAGCGUCUGCUGUCACCCAACAGGCUACUGUGUCUCACUGUUUCACUGUGGCUUAAAUCAGAAUGACUGAUCGUUAUGUGGGUCUAAAAUACUCAGCCAAAUCAGAAACUUUAUUUACAGGAAUACUAACUUUUUGUGUUAGUUCUUCAUCAUCUUGUUGGCGUGUACGUCGUGGAACUGCUAAGAUUUGUAUGGACCACAUAAAUCCCAUGUAUUGCCUUGUUGUGGAGGAACACCUAACUGUUGGGACAUUGUGUUAAUAAUGUAUUAGCUCUAGUACAUUUUUCAGGUAUUUGUCGUAUUAUUAUUAUUUUUUUAACUGGGAGAAAUAAAAUAAAACUUUUGUUAAAUGUU
Molecule: messenger RNA, 1108 nt
Organism: Oncorhynchus masou masou (cherry salmon)
Lineage: Eukaryota; Metazoa; Chordata; Actinopteri; Salmoniformes; Salmonidae
Gene: polr2i
Product: RNA polymerase II subunit I
Exons: 6
Coding region: 349-729 (126 amino acids)
Biological process (GO): transcription initiation at RNA polymerase II promoter; maintenance of transcriptional fidelity during transcription elongation by RNA polymerase II; transcription-coupled nucleotide-excision repair
Cellular component (GO): RNA polymerase II, core complex
Molecular function (GO): DNA-directed RNA polymerase activity; nucleic acid binding; zinc ion binding
Source: RefSeq, a predicted model, not a curated record